CUACUCCACACAGCCUUCGCAGACUCGCUCAGAGCUCGAAACUAAAAGCACAGAAAACGAAAGAAAAGAGAAGAAAACAUGGGAAGCAGAUUGGGAAGACGAGUGGUCCACAUGGCGAAUCUCCCAAUCAAGCUCCUAAUGCCUAGCACCUUCACCAACAUCCAAGAGAUUGCACUCAAGACCAUCCCGUCGGCGUCCAAGAUCGAAAUCAAGCGCGUCCUCGAGUCCCUCUACGGUUUCGAGGUCGAGAAGGUUCGCACCCUCAACAUGGAGGGAAAGAAGAAGAAGCGCGGAGGGCUGUUGAUCGCGAAGCCCGACUACAAGAAGGCUUAUGUAACUCUGAGAAACCCGCUCUCGAUCUCGCCGGAGCUCUACCCGAUUCGGAUCAUCGAGGAGGAUAAGCGCCAACUGAACAAGCAGUCUAAGUCGAGCGUCGUGGAGGACGGCGAGGGCAAGAGGCACUGGCUCGACGAGAAGCCUAGGGCUAAUGAGAAUGGAGGCCAGCGACACGGCGAUCGCGGUCGUCGCGGCGAGCGCCAGCGUGGCGAAGUGGCGAAGUUUCCGUGGAGCAGUAUGAGGUCUGCUGCUGGCGCGAGGUAGGGUUCUUAGAAAAUGAUAGUGAUUGAUGUGAUGGUGGUUGUGUAAUGGUUUUUGAUUUGUGAACCUUUUGAUAGAUUAGAAUAAGCUAUGUAAGCGGAAAGAAGAAUUAAAAAGCCUUUAGAUGGAAUGUGGAGCAUUGACAUUUUGAUGAA
Molecule: messenger RNA, 752 nt
Organism: Corylus avellana
Lineage: Eukaryota; Viridiplantae; Streptophyta; Magnoliopsida; Fagales; Betulaceae
Product: Ribosomal protein L23/L15e family protein
Biological process (GO): mitochondrial translation
Cellular component (GO): mitochondrial large ribosomal subunit; ribosome
Molecular function (GO): structural constituent of ribosome
Source: RefSeq, a predicted model, not a curated record